Messenger RNA from Penicillium angulare, 2049 nucleotides. RefSeq lists its product as uncharacterized. Gene Ontology annotation, biological process: mitotic intra-S DNA damage checkpoint signaling; replication fork processing; resolution of meiotic recombination intermediates. The record is from RefSeq and is a predicted model, not a curated record. Gene Ontology annotation, molecular function: nuclease activity; DNA binding. The transcript has 2 exons. The coding region runs from base 1 to 2049 and encodes 682 amino acids. NCBI's taxonomy places the organism in Eukaryota, Fungi, Ascomycota, Eurotiomycetes, Eurotiales, Aspergillaceae. Gene Ontology annotation, cellular component: Holliday junction resolvase complex; nucleus.
AUGCCCGACAUAAUCGACUUGAUAUCAUCUGACCCCCAACUGCCUGAUAGCUCUCACUUUCAAAAUGCGCAAAACUCAUCCCACCAACUCCCACGACGCCCCUCCAACUCGGCAUUGAUAUCAUCGGACUCCAUUGACCUUUCGCUUUUUACUUACGACGACUUCGAAAAACCGUUGAAGAAACGAAGGGUUAGCAAUGAAAUACCACAACCACCCCCAGGCCGAGUGGCCACCGCAACGACGCGACCGGUCCCUGCUCGAGUAUCAACUCUCGUUUCAUCGUUCGCUCUUUCAGACGACGACUUCAGUCCUCCCACCUCAACCACCUCAACCACCCUCCCCACCUCCAGGACAACAACAUCGAGAACGCAAUCCGGAAAAAAGUCAGAAUAUUCCGAGCAUGAAAUUCAACUUUCAGACCAUGACAUUCCAAUUUCAUCGCCCCCUGAGCUCCCCUCGCGAAACCUACCGUCAGGCGUGUCAAGAAUGCCCUUUCAACCCUCAGCGGCGCGAAACGAGCCCUACGACCCCUCAGACAUCAUUUCGCUCGAUGAUGACGAUGCUUUUGCAUCUGUCGCCGCGAGAAACGGAGCGGUGAAAUCCACUCAGGACAGCAUAGAAGAAUUCAGCGAUCCAUUCUCGGUUCCUGGCUUUGCCGAGAUGAUUGGGGAGAGGCGCACAGGCAAAACUGUCUUUUCCAGCAAGACCGCCCAGUUACUGUCAAGUUUGAGUGAAAAAGAAAAAGCCGCAAAGAAAAAGCCUACAUCGAAAAACACUGUUCAUUACCGAAAUAAGACAAGUGCUAUGGAGUUCGCAAAUCUUUCUGACGAGGUGGAUGAGCCUGCUGCACCGCGCCGGCCACCGCAGAAGAAUUCAACCAAGAUAUCAACCGAAGAAAAAGAGGCUAAAGCUAAGGCAAGAGCUAACGCUAAAGCGCAGAAAGACCGCGAUCGUGAGAUUGAAAAAGAACGAAAACAGAAACUCAAAGAGGAGAAGGCGAAACAGAAGCAAUUAGAUGCAGACAUUGCAGAAGUUAAUAAGUUGAAAGUCGACAAGAAGGAAUCUACGCCAGAGAUGAUUAUUGAUAUCGAGUCUUCUUUGGAAGAGGCUAGUGUUGGUAACCAGACAGUUGAGUUCAUGCGGCGCCUUGGGGUUGAGCACACAUUCUUCAUAAGUCCAAUCCCAAAUGUGGUCAAGUGGCGGCGAAAGGUCAAAGCAAAAUGGAAUGAUUCAGCUAGUCGUUGGGAGCCAUGCGAACCUCACAUCCAACACGAAAAACACGUCCUUUGUUUGGUACCUGCCCAAGACUUUGUUGAUAUGGUGAUCGCCUCCCCCGACGGCGAAGAAAGAGAGACAUUAGAGAUGCACGUACUCAAGAUUAGAAGUGCAUAUCCCAAUCAUAAACAAAUUUAUCUCAUUGAAGGUCUCACAGCAUGGAUGCGCAAGAAUCGGAACUCACGAAACAGAGCAUAUCAGGCUGAAGUGCUUCGCCAAUAUGAACAACCCCCUGCUGCCGAACCUUCUACCAGGGGCCGUGGUCGUGGCAGGAAACCCAAAAACAAACCAGAAACCACGCCACCCGUUGACGACGAUACGAUUGAAGAUGCCCUUCUUACGCUCCAAGUACACCAUGGAUGUCUUAUCCACCACACUAAUGCCCCCACGGAGUCUGCUGAAUGGCUCAAAAAUUUCACUGAACAUAUUUCCACAAUUCCUUACCGACACGAACGAAUGACGGGUAAUGAUGCAGCGUUUUGUAUGGACGUUGGUCAAGUCAAAACCGGCGAAGACAACCUUGAUACAUUUGUUAAGAUGCUCCAAGAGGUGAACCGAGUUACAGCUUCCAUGGCCUACGGUAUUGCAGGCCAGUAUCCAUGUGUCACGGACCUUGUUCGAGGCAUGAGGAUGCAUGGCCCUACUAUGCUGGAAGACGUUAGGAAAUCUGCAAACAGGAACGGUGGUUUGACUGAUUCGCGCAUCGGUCCGGCUGCUAGCAAGCGCCUUUACAAGGUAUUUACGGGCUUGGACCCUGCAUCCACCGAUGUCUAG